Molecule: messenger RNA, 468 nt
Organism: Hyla sarda
Lineage: Eukaryota; Metazoa; Chordata; Amphibia; Anura; Hylidae
Product: diacylglycerol kinase delta-like
Exons: 3
Coding region: 1-468 (155 amino acids)
Source: RefSeq, a predicted model, not a curated record
AUGGUUACAACAGAACACCUACACAGAAACUGCAUCAGCUUCACCCUCACCAUUAACCUGUAUAUUCAGUGUUCAACGCUUAAUGAAAAGCUAGAUUCACUUGUACGGACUCUUAAUGAAGAGUCCUUGGCAUUAUUGACUCCCUCACCUCGAAACCUUCAUCCAGACUCUGCGCUGAAGGAAAAUGGCAAAGAAUUGAAUGAAAAAGAUGAUGUAGCAAAAAUGUUCCAAUCCAAGGAGCAACUAAUAUUGAGGGCAAAUAGCCUAAAGAAAGCUCUGAAGCAAAUUAUUGAGCAGGCGGAGAAGGUUGUGGAUGAGCAAAACAAACACACUCAAGUAUUCAACAAUCCUGCAACAUCACCAGGCCUAAAAGAGAACUCAGAAGACUUCAACAAAGAGCUUGAACACAUGGGUAAGCUAAGUACUUAUUUUACUGUGUACUUUUGUGUGUUCUAUGUGGAGAUAUAA